Messenger RNA from Lactuca saligna, 546 nucleotides. The record is from the annotation of a GenBank genome assembly. NCBI's taxonomy places the organism in Eukaryota, Viridiplantae, Streptophyta, Magnoliopsida, Asterales, Asteraceae.
AUGCCUCUACCAUGGAGUGCUAUGCUUGGAGCAAAAGAUUUACCAAAAACAGAAACCAUACAUAUAGAGCAGGUUGUUUGGAAAACUGAAGCAGGAGAGACUAGAGCGCGCAAGGCUCCUGGAGCAGAAGCACUUGUCAGAGUUGUCUCUUCUGUGGACGAGAAGUUAGAAGUCAAGCAACGAUUUCUUGAGAUCUUUCAAGAGGAAAAUUACCCUGUGGAGUUUGGGUAUAAACCUAAGGUAGUUCUGUUGUUUCGGAAAAUUGAAGGUGUAGAAGUGUGUCUAUUUGGUAUGUAUGUUCAAGAAUUUGGAGCAGAGUGUCCUCAGCCAAACCAUCAGCAUGCUUAUCUUUCUUAUCUGGAUUCAGUUAAGUACUUCAGGCUUGAUAUUAAGGCUGUGACAGGGGAGGCUCAUCAUCCACAAUAUUCCAACGAUACGAAGUCAUUCAUCUGUUUCUACACUGCUAUAAGCAUUUACGCUGAGGAUCCUUUCAAAAGAAGUUCUUUAUACUUCCAACUAAUUUCUAAUGAUUCAUUAUUUUCGUAA